UCCGCUUCCGUGUUGAUUCCCCGAGUCAGUCCCAUUCUGUACAUUGAGCCUCCUCUUCUCUGAGCAUUCGCGGAACCCUUAGCCUAGCAGUAGAUGGAGCAGCCUUAGCUGUGCUUCUCCGCUCUGUAAUGUCCUAUUCGCCCGAGUGCAGUGUCAUGUUGCUAUAGUGUUACUGUACAACUGUAUCGCUGAGCUGCUCGGGAUUUCAUCGCUUAAUCGAGUGGCUGGGGAACAUCUGAUCCGGAUUAGUGCCAUUUGUUUGUGUCUUCUGGGAUCUACAGAUAAUAAUCCUUACGAGACCUUUAUCUCUGCAGUGUAAAUAAUGGCCCAGGAGUCCGUCCCCUACACAGUCAGGCCCCCUGUUCCAUUGCAGGUGGGAGAUGUGAAGACUGAAAUUAGUCGGCCUGGUGUGUACGUCAUCGAUGUCACGUUUCCCAAAUAUCAGCCUGUUGAUGUUGAGGAGAUCACAUUUAAGAAUUAUUAUACAGCUUUUCUGACUGUUAAGAUUCAGCAAAAGAGGCCUUCAGAGACAGUGGCCUGUCCUGCUGUAUGGCACACAUGUAUCAGAAAUAUGCGACUUAUGCCAAAUCCACACACAGAGGAGGGAUCCCAGGACUAUGUGUCACUGCAGAGACACCAGAUGCUGUGUGAUACAGAUCAUGUCAUCUCUCUCCGACUGAUCCUAAGGCAGCCAUCUCCUGUCUGGCUAAACUUUAAUUUGGAAGAGUUGCAAAUAAAUCCGACUAAGAAACAGAGUCCACAAAAGAGGGUCUCAUGUUGGCUUUCUCACCUACCUCAAGAGGAGCAGCUGCAAAAUUUACACAAGGGCCUCCCAGAUCCUGACAAAGUAUCCAGUGAGGUGCAACAAAUGUGGGUGCUGACUGAAAUGAUGAGAGCCAAUCAGAGCACAGCAAGCAUUGGGAGGUUUGAUGUUGAUGGGUGUUAUGAUAUUAACCUUCUGUCAUACACAUGAAAUCACCAAGGCAUGGGCAUGAGCAUUACUGGAGUCUUUUAAAGGGAUUAAGCAUGACUUUGAACAACAAUAAGACUUUCCGCAUUGAUGAAUGUGAAAUCAAAAAGGCACCAUACAAACUUCCUUAAAGUUUGCGACCGAACAGUACUGAUACGAUGGAAUACAAGUAGAGAAGAACAAGAAUAAUGACGUACAUUUUAUCCAUCUGGUAUCUAUUUUAUCAGGGCAUCAACAACAGGCAGACCCACAUUUCAUAUAACCCAUACAUCAUGCACUACAAUUAUCUUUAACAUAGGUGGCAGAGCUUUCGAGCACAGAUCCUAGCCAGGAUUUUCUUCCUCCAGUAUGCUGAUGUAUGUGGAAUGACGACUGGCAGGCGAAAGUCUGACUUCACUCAGAAGGAAAUAAUCAGUUUAAUAGAGCAGAAAAUUAUGGAUGCUUGAAUAUAUUUGUGUCUCUAAAUAAUAGUGGAUGUUAAAUUAUUAUGUAUUAUGGCAAAUCACUAACUUAUUAAUUUUAUUGAGCCCCACACCUUCUGAUGCUAUAUUUAUUUGUAAUAAAAAUAAAUUGAUUUGUAUGUUU
Messenger RNA from Xenopus tropicalis (tropical clawed frog), 1555 nucleotides. The record is from RefSeq and is a predicted model, not a curated record. NCBI's taxonomy places the organism in Eukaryota, Metazoa, Chordata, Amphibia, Anura, Pipidae.